AUGUCUCAGUGUCAUAUCAAGUGUGAAUUAUUGUCAUUGAAUCGUCAUAUGAAUGGAAGUUGCGAUAAGAAAGUUAUUGAAUGUGAGAAAUGUGGUUGUGUAUUGUUCCAAUCAGACAAAAAAAUUCAUCAAGAUUGGUGUGACAAAUCAAUUCUUGAUGUUGUAGAUUAUGUCAGAAAUGAAAUUAUAGUCAAACGAUAUGGAGAACCUUCUCAAUACUCUGAAUUACCUAAUAACUUUGAUGUUCCAUAUUCUAGAACUCUAAAAAAUCAUUCUCAAAGACCUUAUCCCCCUCAACUAUUUCUAAAAGAAGAUCCUAUGGCAUUUAGUCGUCGUCCCUCUUACCACCAAAAUUUCUUAAAACAGAAUGACCUUCAGUAUCAUUUUGAUUUUGAAUGCUAA
Molecule: messenger RNA, 402 nt
Organism: Entamoeba dispar SAW760
Lineage: Eukaryota; Evosea; Mastigamoebida; Endamoebidae
Exons: 1
Coding region: 1-402 (133 amino acids)
Source: RefSeq, a predicted model, not a curated record